GUUCUUCCCGGGAACCUCCACCCGGAAUGCCCCGGGAUUCCCCUCCCGGAUUUUGCCCCCCCUUUCCCGGGGAGCCAGAUGGUUGCUGGGCGCCGGCAUGGCGGCACUGGGAGCACUGGGAGAACUGGGAGCACUGGGAGGGGACCCGUCCCCCUCCCCAGCUCCCAGUGCCCCCCUCCCUUUCCCCCAGGCAUCGACUUCAAGAUCCGCACUGUGGACAUCGAUGGCAAGAAGAUCAAGCUGCAGGUCUGGGCAUCGUCCUGGUGUACGACAUCACGGACGAGAAAUCCUUCGAGAACAUCCAGAACUGGAUGAAAAGCAUCAAGGAGAACGCCUCGGCCGGGGUGGAGCGGCUCCUCCUGGGCAACAAGUGCGACAUGGAGGGGAGGAGGAAAGUGCAGCGGGACGCGGCCGAGAAGCGCCAAGUCCAGCGAGAACGUGGAGGAGGCCUUCCGCACGCUGGCGCGGGACAUCCUGCACAAAUCCUCCCGCAAAGCCCCCCCCGGCAGCAGCAGCAGGGCCCUGCUGGAGCCCGGCCCCCCCCGGAAGGCCGGCGGGAGAUGCUCCCUGGGGUAGGGGCUCGGGAGCUCCCCGAGACCCCCGGGGCAGCGCGGGCGCCUCUCCGGAGGGAUCUGGGGGGGAAUCUGGGGGGAUUUGGGGCUGCCCCCCUCUCUCCUUGUGCCAUAAAGCCCCGCUGUGCCUUGUCCCGGCUCCGGAGUCUCUUUGACGGGGGUUUGGAGGGGCGGAACGGGGUCGGGAUCGCGGUCGGGACCGGGACAGGGACCGGGAUAGCGAUCGGGACCGGGCUCGAAGACGGGAAGGACAUCGAUACCGGGAUCGGGAUCGGGACCGGGACGGGACCGGGACCGGGACGAGCGGCGGCGAAGCCGCACCCAAGCCACGCCCACAACACCAAACUUGGUUUAAUGCCACGCCCACUCUGAGCCCCGCCCCACUCGGCCGCAU
This is a messenger RNA of Serinus canaria (Common canary), 966 nucleotides long. RefSeq names its product ras-related protein Rab-13-like. The record is from RefSeq and is a predicted model, not a curated record. Gene Ontology annotation, cellular component: endosome; synaptic vesicle; plasma membrane. The transcript is spliced from 6 exons. Bases 27 to 944 code for a protein of 305 amino acids. NCBI's taxonomy places the organism in Eukaryota, Metazoa, Chordata, Aves, Passeriformes, Fringillidae. Gene Ontology annotation, biological process: Golgi vesicle fusion to target membrane; protein localization to plasma membrane; protein secretion. Gene Ontology annotation, molecular function: GTPase activity; GTP binding.